GGCCCCAUUGGUGCUGUUCUUGGACCGAUUUAGCCGCCGGUGAAAAGCCGGGUAGGUUAUCACCGCCGCCGGGAAGAACAAAAGUAGACGACGAAACGAUUGGAUAAUGAAGCUUACACGUAAAACUUCCAUUUUCAUGGCUCGUGUUUAAUCUCCAAAGUUUUCUGGGUAAUCAAAGAAAAAUCAAGGCUGCAAUUCUCGUUUCAGACUUGUAGUUAAGCCCUCGUUUCCCCUGCGUCCACGCCAGCAAAACUCCAACCCUCUACUCUCUUCCGCCUUUUUUCGAAGAGAUAUCACGUAUAAAGGAGAUAAUACAUAUACGGAGAAGAAGAGAACUCGAGGAAACCCACUCUACUCGAAGCUCAACAAUGGCGUCGGCCAACCCUCUUCUCUCUUCCACCUUCUUCGGCAGAACCCAGAUCCUAAUUUUUCCCCCAACUCCCAAAACGGCCAAAUCGCCACUCCAUUUCCCCCCAAAAUCUCGACCUUCCCGCGCCAUCUUCACCAAUUCCGAUUCCUUCAAAUCCCUCUCUUCCCGGGCUACACUCGCUGCUCUCCUCUUCUCAUCCUCACUAACCCCUCAAGCUUUCGCUGUGGACUCUCCUCCGCCUCCGACGAAUCCGGUACUCGAAGCUCAACCAAGCAAACAACCCUCUUCUCCGAAUUCCCCCUUUUCCCAAAACCUGAUUCUUACUGCUCCGAAGCCGCAAUCUCAAUCCGUCGCCUCCGACCUUCCCGAGGGAAGCCAAUGGCGGUACAGCGAGUUUCUGAACGCGGUGAAGAAGGGGAAAGUGGAGCGGGUUCGGUUCAGCAAAGACGGGUCUGCCCUCCAACUGACCGCCGUCGAUGGCCGCCGCGCUGCCGUCAUCGUCCCAGCCGAUCCUGACCUAAUCGACAUUCUAGCGAUGAACGGCGUCGAUAUCUCGGUAUCCGAGGGCGAUUCAGGAAACGGACUGUUCAGUAUCAUCGGCAAUCUCAUCUUCCCAUUCCUCGCCUUCGCUGGAUUGUUCUUCCUCUUCCGCCGAGCGCAAGGCGGGCCGGGUGGACCCGGCGGGUUGGGCGGGCCGAUGGACUUUGGGCGGUCGAAGUCCAAGUUCCAGGAAGUUCCCGAAACCGGAGUCACGUUCGCGGACGUGGCCGGCGCCGAUCAAGCCAAAUUGGAGCUCCAAGAGGUCGUGGAUUUUCUUAAGAACCCUGAUAAGUACACUGCUCUUGGAGCUAAGAUCCCCAAAGGGUGUCUCUUAGUCGGGCCUCCUGGUACAGGGAAAACACUACUGGCCAGAGCAGUAGCCGGAGAAGCAGGAACUCCGUUCUUCUCCUGCGCUGCUUCCGAGUUCGUUGAGCUGUUCGUGGGAGUUGGAGCUUCCAGAGUGAGGGAUUUGUUCGAGAAGGCGAAGGCGAAAGCCCCUUGCAUUGUGUUUAUUGAUGAGAUUGACGCUGUGGGAAGGCAGAGGGGAGCAGGAAUGGGUGGUGGAAAUGAUGAAAGAGAGCAAACUAUUAAUCAGUUGCUUACUGAAAUGGAUGGGUUUUCAGGGAAUUCGGGUGUGAUAGUUUUGGCUGCUACGAAUAGGCCGGAUGUUCUUGAUUCAGCAUUGUUGAGGCCAGGAAGGUUUGAUCGACAGGUGACUGUUGAUAGGCCUGAUGUUGCUGGCAGAGUGAAGAUUCUUCAGGUGCAUUCGAGAGGGAAGGCACUUGCUAAAGAUGUGGACUUUGAGAAGAUGGCGCGGCGAACACCUGGUUUCACUGGUGCCGAUCUGCAGAAUCUUAUGAACGAGGCAGCCAUUCUUGCAGCCAGGCGUGAUCUUAAGGAAAUAAGCAAAGACGAGAUAUCCGAUGCUUUGGAGAGGAUUAUAGCUGGACCAGAGAAGAAAAAUGCUGUGGUCUCGGAAGAGAAGAAGAAGUUAGUCGCAUAUCAUGAGGCUGGACAUGCCUUGGUUGGUGCUCUAAUGCCCGAGUAUGAUCCAGUGGCCAAGAUCUCGAUCAUCCCACGAGGACAAGCUGGUGGGCUUACAUUCUUCGCUCCAAGUGAGGAGCGUCUGGAAUCUGGACUAUACAGCAGAAGCUAUUUGGAGAAUCAGAUGGCCGUGGCACUCGGAGGAAGGGUUGCUGAAGAGGUGAUUUUUGGGAAAGAGAAUGUGACUACGGGAGCAUCAAAUGACUUCAUGCAAGUAUCGAGGGUGGCAAGGCAGAUGGUUGAGAGAUUCGGGUUCAGUAAGAAAAUCGGGCAAGUGGCCAUUGGUGGAGCCGGUGGAAAUCCAUUCUUAGGGCAACAGAUGGCGUCACAGAAAGACUACUCGAUGGCCACUGCCGACGUGGUGGACGCAGAGGUUAGAGAGCUGGUGGAGACGGCCUACGCGAGGGCGAAGGAGAUCAUGACGACACACAUCGACAUCCUACACAAGCUGGCUCAGCUGCUCAUCGAAAAAGAAACUGUGGAUGGGGAAGAAUUCAUGAGCCUGUUCAUCGACGGAAAAGCUGAGCUCUAUGUUUCUUGAUUGAUUAAGCUAGACGCCACAGUAUUUUGUAAGUUUUGGAAAAUGAAUUGUAUUGUUAACACACGUGUACAUGUAAAACGAAAAGUUCUGGCCUUUCCCCUGUUUAUGGAGAGGAUGUAGUAGGCAUUAGGCAGUGGAUCUAUGUAUAAAAUGUUACUUGAAGAAGUGGGUAGCUGAUCCCUUGAAGGUGAACUGGUGAAGUUUCUUCCAUUGACCAAUAAAAGUGACCCUGGUGACAUUUGAAUCCGUACCAGUUUUAUAAGUAAAUUUUGACGAAAGAUGUUUAACGGGACAAGAAAUUUUUUAAUAGACU
Linum trigynum is the source of this 2808-nucleotide messenger RNA. The record is from the annotation of a GenBank genome assembly. NCBI's taxonomy places the organism in Eukaryota, Viridiplantae, Streptophyta, Magnoliopsida, Malpighiales, Linaceae.